AUGAACCAAGAACUCACAUGGCCUCUAGACCUGUCAGGGCCAGCAGAGCUGCAGGGAUGGAUCCAGAGAUGUGGUUGUUGGGCAACGAACUGCCGGGGUCACAUUGAUGAUGGGGUCACGAGUGAUGAUGGGGUCACGAGUGAUGAUGGGGUCACGAGUGAUGAUGGGGUCACGAGUGAUGAUGGGGUCACGAGUGAUGAUGGGGUCACGAGUGAUGAUGGGGUCACGAGUGAUGAUGGGGUCACGAGUGAUGAUGGGGUCACGAGUGAUGAUGGGGUCACGAGUGAUGAUGGGGCACGAGUGAUGAUGGGUGAUGAUGGGGUCACGAGUGAUGAUGGGGUCACGAGUGAUGAUGGGGUCACGAGUCACAACAUGAGCAACACGAUGAUCUUCGGCGUGGAACGUCCGGCGUCUAAUCCUGAGUAG
Messenger RNA from Closterium sp. Naga37s-1, 426 nucleotides. The record is from the annotation of a GenBank genome assembly. Lineage: Eukaryota; Viridiplantae; Streptophyta; Zygnematophyceae; Desmidiales; Closteriaceae.